GAGUCUUAACCUCUACAUACCCAAACUUGAAUUUAAAUUUUGUUUCUGCAUAUAAUUUUGACUCCAUGUUCCUACAUACCAUUUUAAUGUCGGAAGUUGGGAAGGUGUUUCGACAGUAUUUUUUUUGUUAUAACUGCUGAUUUUUGGGUCAACUAGGCUUCUCUCUUCCGAGUAAAGCCUAGGAGGAAUAUAAUAACUUCCGUUCUUAUUUAUUCUAAGAACAUCAUCAACUUCAAGAUGUUAUACAUAUUCCAUGUAGAUACCGGUCGGAUGAUGACCUUUGAUAUGAAUUUGGCAUUAGAGAGUGUGUCUCUUCUAAAAGAAAUGAUACAAAAAACGUGCAAUAUUCCACAAAAUACUCAAGUGCUUUUGGUUAGUGGUGGAGAAGUCUUGAUCGACAACAAUCGUGUUUGCAGCUAUUCGGCUGGCACUGACACUAAUCCUAUAUAUAUGUUUAGUACUUCUAUCAUAGAUGAUACAAUACCACCGGAACCAAGUGUUGAUUAUGGGCAAGAUCGUGAUCUUAGUGAGGAAGUAGAAUCUUGCAUGUCUCUUCCGCCAACAUACAGCACUGUUGUCACGCGGGUACAGUUAGCUCAGCGCUUUUAUGAAUUGGCUAGAGAGCAGGAAAGAGUAUGUCAAAAAUUAGUUCAUGAUCAACAUUUGCAACAACAAGGCUGGGCCGCUGUUGUUGCUAAUAUGGAAGAUAUUACAGAAGAAUUCACGGAACGUGCAGCUAAUUUUAAUAAAAAUUUUGCAGAACAUUUGGAGAAAAGGGAAACCUAUUUAAAAUUCUUGUCACACUUUCGAAAUGAUCUGGAUACCUUAUCACGAAUACCAAUAUUACCUGCGCUAGCUGUUAAUUGUAAAGAACCCUUCACAGCAUUUGAUGAAGUACUUGCUGAUAAAGAAUCGUUCAGUAGCCCUGAACAAGAUGCAACUCAUGAUGCUGAGCAAGAUAUUUCUAAAGAUGAUGAAAAUAUUAGUGAGGAGAGACAGGAAGUUUUGCAAGAGGAUCAACAAAAAACUAAAGAAGCUGUAACGUUACUUCAUUGGAUAGCUGCUAAAGAAAACCAAAAAUCUUUGGAACGAAUUGCAAUUCAAUGCACUAAGGGUUUAGAUCUUUUUGAUGAUGAGAUUCUAAAUUCUAUGAGAGUUGAGUGCAAAAAUGCAGUAGAUAAAGCACAUCAGCCAGGUAUGAGAGAAAUUAAAGGCUUAGGUGAUCGUUUGUUUGGUUUAGAACAACUAAUGCAAGAAACAAAACGAUGUGUGCAAGAACAGAGAGAAUUAGCGCAAGCAUUUUUAGCUAAUCAAAAUAGAGCAAGUCAUUUAGGUGAUACUUCAAUCUUGCCCGAUUUGUGUAUGUCACAUCAGAGACAAUUAAAAGUAAUGCUAUCGAACCAUCAACAAUUGAGAGAUAUUAGAAGGCGAUGUACCAAGGCAAAAGAAGAACUUGGCUUAAAUUUAUACCAUAGAUUAAAAUGGAUUGUUUAUGUUGAAAAUCGGAUGUUCGAAGCUGACAACCGACUCAUGUUUUACCAUAGAUCAUUAAAUAGAUUACAAAGGCACUUGAGUAUAGUUGAACAAAUUCAUCAAGCUCCCAGUAUGUAUAUGCAAGCUAUUAACGAGGUUGUUCGAAGGCGUACAUUUUCUCAGGCCUUUCUAGUGUGGGCUUCUGAUCUCGCCUGCCAUUUAUUGACCAUACAUAAUGAAGAAGUGAUGAGGAGACAAGAAUUUUCAACCAUGUUUGAAGGUCAUUUUCUCAAUGCCUUAUUUCCUGGAAUGGAAGAUUUACCACCGUCAUUUGCCACAAGAGCACCUUCUAUAUUUGACACGGGUUUGCCAAAAAUUACUCAAGCUGAUGUUCAACAUCUUGGAACAUUGCACCCCGAUUUAGUACUAGAGAGUUCUUUACCUGAUUUAACUUCAGUUCUCAAUUUCUUUUUAGCCAGAUCUGGCACUGCAAAAUCGCAAGAUAAAUCUGGAACUGUUGAAGAAAGAUUAGCGACUGUAGCAGAUGCAGCAGGAUUAAGCACUAAUUUGAUUUGUACUCCAGAAAAUAUUACAGAACAGACUGUAGGAUUUCUCACAACAUAUGCACAACAUCAGCAUCUCAAAGAUUUUGAACGGGGUUUUGAAUCAGAAACUGAUACUGAAGAAUUUGAAAAGGUUGGCCAAAGUCCUAUUGACUGUCAAAUAUCCCAAAAACAUGCCAGCACAUCUAUUGAUAACUCGAGACUUACAGCAGAAAACUCAACUUUGACAGAGGAAAAUCUUAGCACAACAGCGGUGGAAGUCAGUAAUAUUAAGCAAUUGCUGCAGAACUUAUCUUGUUUAAGUAGUGACUCUUUAACUCAGUUGCGCUAUCAAUUGUCCCUAAUGAAAUCUGAAAUAGAAGACGAACGUAAAACCUUUCAAGUGCAAUAUGAUACCUUAUUAAAUACAUGGCAGGAUUAUAAAACCAGUGUGGAUCUUAGUGAAAGAGAAAAAAUUCAAAGACUUACAGUAGAUCAUGAACUAGAACAAAAUGAUAUCAAAAACAUUGUGAUAAAUAAGGAUGAAGAAAUUAUGUCUCUUAAAAAUGAACGUGCAGCUUUGGAUGUGCAAAUGAUGCAAAGUGUUUUGGACCAUACAAGAGAAAAAGAUUCAUUAGUUAAAACUAUCAGUGAUUUGAAAACUGAAAUAGAGAAAUUAAAUCAUAUGUUAUCUGAAGCAGAAAAUAUUAAGCAACAAGCUUUGAAAGAAAUGCAAGAAAAAUUAAUUCAUGAUUAUAAAACUGAAAUGGAAAGCUUAAGGUGUCGUUUUCGUUUGAUGACCUUUACAAAUAUGGAGAGAUCACCUUCUGACACCAGUUUAGAAAAAAUAGAAAGGACGGAUAUGAUAGAAAUCGCAAAUCAUGAAGCUAUUUUGCUUCAAACAAAAGAAGAUAUGCUUUUAGAGAAGGAAAAAGCAAUACAAGAAGCCAUUGAGAAAGAAAGACUUACUUGGGAAGCCAAAUUUGCAACUCAAGGAAGUAGAAAUAUUCCUUUUGAAUCCUUGAAUACUGAAAAUGUAGAUAUUGACGUAGUACAAUUAUUAAAAGAAAAAGAAAAGCAGAUUGAUGAAUUCAGGGAACGUGAAGUUUUGUUAGAAAAAGAAUGUUUGAAGUACAAAGAAACUAUACAAAAAUUAGCUGAAAGCACUGUUGGUUCGGUAUUUGUAUCAGCCAGUGAAGACAUUAGAGAAGUUUGUAACAUGGAACUAUUUGACAAAGCAAAGCGUCCAAAUGUUUUGGAUUUAAAUGCUUCAGUGGCCGUCAUGUCAGUGGAGGCGUCUACAAAAGAUGUUGCUACAUCACCAGUUGUAAGAAGUUCUAAACAUAAACCUCUUACGUCAAGUCAAACUUCUUUAGUUCAAUCAGGUCGCAUAAAUAUAGCUUCUUGUUCAAUUGGUGAUCAUGUGCUGAUUGUUUGGAACUCACAACAUGGCUGUUAUACAAUAUUACAGGAGUCUUCUACUAUGUAUUUCUUACAUUCGGAUAGCAUCAAUGCACUGAAUUUAAAACCUGCUUCAGAUGGUACACCGAAAAAGGACUAUUGCACUGGAGAAGUGGAAGAUAAAGAAUAUUGCCAUGCUAAGAAAGAUGAAAACCGUUAUAAAGUGCCUAAAGGGACUAGAUUUUAUCGGGUGAAGGUAAAGCCAAUAUCAAGCAAGUGUGAUCAACAUCUGAGUCGCUCGUGCUGCUAUCACUCACCACAUCACAGUAAAAAAGAGUCUAGAAGUUAUGCAACAUCACCUUCAGGUUCUUCUGAGAGUUGCUCUAAACAGACUACUACAGCUGGUGUUAAUGUUGAAACCCAAACUGCAUUAGUUCAGGAUUCUUCAAAAGGAAAUGAUCUUUUAACUUUUGAUAAACAAGACACUUCAGAAAGUUCUCAAAAAGCUGAAGUGGACUCUGCUGAAAUUCGACCCAGUUGUUCAUUUGAUGACUCAGCUGCACACUGAGAGAAGUAUUGCAGCUAUGUAUAAUAAAAAAAAGGUCUGUUAGUUUAUUGCAUUGACAUUCGCUUUUGUGAUUAUUAUAUGAUAUAUUAUUCUUAUAGGUUUAAGAUAGUAUAGACAGGAAGGCUAUUAAAUAGUUUUUACUUUUUCUAAAUUAAUUAUUUCAUUUUUCAAUCUGGAUAAAGACCGGAUAUUCAGAUAUAUUUUAAUUUGGUUUUGGAUAUUGAACCAAACUUUGUUUGAUCUUCUCAGUU
Molecule: messenger RNA, 4235 nt
Organism: Ctenocephalides felis (cat flea)
Lineage: Eukaryota; Metazoa; Arthropoda; Insecta; Siphonaptera; Pulicidae
Product: RB1-inducible coiled-coil protein 1-like
Exons: 16
Coding region: 238-3984 (1248 amino acids)
Biological process (GO): positive regulation of protein phosphorylation; autophagosome assembly; autophagy of peroxisome
Cellular component (GO): Atg1/ULK1 kinase complex; phagophore assembly site membrane; extrinsic component of membrane
Molecular function (GO): protein kinase binding; molecular adaptor activity
Source: RefSeq, a predicted model, not a curated record